AUGACUGAAGCUGAUUUGAGUGAGCCAGGAUUUGAAGGAACCCCUUUACUUAAUUUUAUGAAGGAUGUUUUAGAACAAGAACCAAAAUUAAGAAAAGAUUCUGUUAAAAAAGUCAAGGCUAGAGUUGUGCUUACAUUAAGAAAUAAAGAAAACCAAAAAAAAUCGUGGUUUUUCGAUUUCAAAGAAAAUGGAACAGUUGAAAAAAUUGAAGGAGACAGCUUGCCUAAAAAUGAUGUUGCCAUUACCAUGAAGGAUACUGAUUUUCUCAAAUUGGUUGAUUAUAAGGUUCAAGCACAAAAAUUAUAUUUAAAUGGAAGAUUAAAAGUCAAAGGAAAUUUAAUGAAAGCCAUUAGUAUUGAAACUAUCUUGAAAGCCGCUGACCCCAGACCAAAAUUAUAA
This is a messenger RNA of Hyphopichia burtonii NRRL Y-1933, 399 nucleotides long. RefSeq names its product SCP2 sterol-binding domain-containing protein. Gene Ontology annotation, cellular component: cytosol. The record is from RefSeq and is a predicted model, not a curated record. Lineage: Eukaryota; Fungi; Ascomycota; Pichiomycetes; Serinales; Debaryomycetaceae. The coding region runs from base 1 to 399 and encodes 132 amino acids. The transcript has a single exon.